This is a messenger RNA of Phytophthora infestans T30-4, 2022 nucleotides long. RefSeq lists its product as uncharacterized. Gene Ontology annotation, molecular function: metal ion binding. Gene Ontology annotation, biological process: vesicle-mediated transport; protein localization to plasma membrane; endoplasmic reticulum tubular network formation. Gene Ontology annotation, cellular component: endoplasmic reticulum tubular network. The record is from RefSeq and is a predicted model, not a curated record. Bases 1 to 2022 code for a protein of 673 amino acids. NCBI's taxonomy places the organism in Eukaryota, Oomycota, Peronosporomycetes, Peronosporales, Peronosporaceae. The transcript has a single exon.
AUGAUGCCCAGUGCCGACAAGCACGUACACAGCAGCUCGACGGCCGCGACCAGCAGCAUCAGCAAUAGUAUGCCCUUCAGCCCCGUACCGAGCCCCGCCGACGCUGCCGGCGCCGCGCUCUGGGAGAAUGAGGGCGCACAGCACUCCAUUAUGCUGCCGUACAUCCGCGAUCACGGCGAUCAGAUGAUGGCGCGCGUACGGCAAGAAGACCCACGCGUCCACUACGUGGCGCUCAAGCAGGUGAACGACGUAUGUCUAUACAAGCGCAUCACGCAGCCGCAGGAGACGUUCAAUGCGUCCAUGACCACGUCUCCGCUUGGAGCGUCGCUCUCAUCGUCUUUCUCGUCUUUGGCGUCGUCCUCAAGGCGCGGUAUCAGCAUCACAUGCGACCCUACGGAGAAUGCACUCUCACCUGGUGACUUCGAGUUCCGCGGCAUCACGCGCGUACCUGGCAGCGCCGACAUGGUACUGGACGUGCUAGCUAGUGAGUCUGCGCGUGAAAACUACUGGGUCGCGCUCAACACUAUGAAGGACGUUAAGGCCGCGGCGCUGCUCUCGACCGCGCGUCUACAGUCCCAGAUUUUUUCGACAUCAUCCAUCACUUCCGAGACCGACAUGGAUGCCACGGCUUUCCCGCGUUGGAGCCGCAAGUACACAGCCGCCAGGUUCUCCAAGCACAACUCCCAGACACUGGACUGCUGCUUCGCCGAGUACGCGAUGAGAUACACUGAGACUAACAAUGAAGGACACACGAGGAACCGUGGAUUCGUCUACCGUCGCUCAGUCUCGGAGCACGCGCUGAGUAAGACGUCCAGCGUAUCGGCGGAGCCGCUGGUCAAAGCGAAAGUUCAAGGAGCGGCGAGAUUCUUCAUCCGCGACUGGCUGUUCGACGUGAUUGAGACCCACGAGCCUUUAGUGUGCAAGUUAGUCUUGACCUGUACGGUGAUCGUCCCGCCGAUCUCGGGACGCGGAGCCACCGUGUCGAGAUCGGACUUCCGUGAGUUCUGCACCGAGCUGAUGGUGGGCGCGCGUCGUGCGCUAACCCACCAAUGGAAGGAUCACGCCGCUCAAGCUGGCGUACGGUCGUCUUCGUCCUGGCGACGGGAGACUCGCUGCUGUACCGUGUGUUCGUCGCAAUUCUCGCUACUACGGAAACGCCACACGUGCCGGUCGUGCGGGUCUGGAGUAUGCUCCAAGUGCUGCUUGAAGACUGCGCCUGCUCCUGUUCCUGACUUCAAUACAUCAAUGGGGUUCGGCGCGAGACCGCAACAACGCGGACAUAAGCGCGAGUGUCUUCUCUGCGCCCAAUUUGGCCCUGAGAAUGGUCUGCCCGCCCGCCCGGAUAGUCGUACGAGUAGAAGCCGCCACUUUUCAACUUCGAUCGCUUCAAUGUCUGCGUCCAUGUCACGAGGGUUUUCUUCGUCAAGAGGAGGAGCUCUGUUCGACUUGGAACAGGAAGAAAUCGACCAAGUGCAUCCGGAUCUAGAGCUGCGAUCCACCACGUCCGUCUCUGGCUCCAGACGUCGUUGUAGUCAACGGAGUGUAGGCAGCGUCGGCAACAUCAGUGACGACGAAUCGGAGGAAGACGUUCGGCCAUACACGCCGCGACUUGAUCUACGAGCGACAACGUCCAAACUUCUCACGGCGUCUACAGAUUUGACGCGUAGCUCGCGUAGUGGCCCCGGUAUCGUCCUGUUAUCGGAUCUCGAGACGCUGACGCUUUCAGGUAGUUUCCACCGCAUGUCUGCACGCUCAUCAGGUAGUUUGUCCGCGAGCAUAUCGUCGCGAUCACCGAUGGACGUGACGUCCAGGAUGCCAGCUAAGUCAUCCGCCGCGACUCCUGCCGCGUUGCAGCAGCGCCACGAUCGCACCGUGUCCGAAGACAAUGUACUGCUGUUGACAACUGUCAAGCCUCGCGUCGGCACGAGGGACAAAACGCAGGAGAGCAGUGCUAGUACCGUCGAAGACGAAGACGUAUACUCGGAAGACGACCUGGCCAACUUCACCCUCAAACUGCUAUAA